UGGAGGGGCGCGAGGGCUGGCCCCGGAGCUGCGCGCUGGGCCCAGGAGGGUGAGCCCUUGCACGGGUCUAACCUAGGGCCCUGCGAACGGCCACCUGCAGCUCGCCCUGAGGUUGCCGCAUCUUGAGCGCUCAGGGAUCUGGGGACACCCGUCUGGGGGCGGGGGCCGCGCUGCGGAGCCGCCCACGCCGCGCUCCAGGAGCUGGAGUCAGCAGGAUGGGUAUUGGGACAUGCUGAUCUCCCCUUGAAACAGCCAGCAGGCGUCCUGGUCAUGGAGGACUGCAACGUGCACUCAGCCGCCAGCAUCCUGGCCUCGGUGAAGGAGCAGGAGGCUCGCUUCGAGCGGCUGACAUGGGCGCUAGAGCAGGAGCGGCGCCAUGUUGCCCUGCAGCUGGAGCGCGCCCAGCAGCCUGGUGUGGGCAGUGGUGGCGUGGGCAGUGUGCAGCCCCUGCCGAUGGCCUGGCAACAGCUGGUCUUGCAGGAGCAGAGCCCAGGCAGCCAGGUCUCACUGGCCACGAUGCCGGAGGCGCCUGAGGUGCUGGAGGAGACAGUGACAGUGGAGGAGGACCCUGGCACACCCACUUCCCAUGUGUCCGUUGUCAUGUCAGAAGAUGGCACCACAAGGCGCACGGAGACCAAGGUCACCAAGACGGUCAAGACGGUGACUACGCGAACAGUGCGCCAGGUGCCUAUGGGCCCAGAUGGCCUCCCCCUGCUGGAUGGUGCCCCCCCACUAGGGCACUUUGCUGAUGGCCCCCUGGACCGACACUUCCUGCUGCGUGGAGGUGGCCCGGCUGCCACGCUCUCUCGAACCUACCUCAGCAGUGGGGUUGGCUUUCCUGACAGCCCUGAGCCCCGUGACAUCCCCAGCUAUGGCAGCCUGUCCCGGGGGCUGGGUGUGCGGCCCCCUCGUGGUGGCCCCCUUGGCCCAGGCCCUGGCGAUGGCUGCUUCACACUGCCUGGCCGCCGUGAAGCCUUCACCGAGGGCCCUGACCCUGUGCCGCCGGCCGGGCGCUCCCAGCCUGAGCGCUUCCAGGCAGAGCCCUAUGGCUUGGAGGACGACACACGCAGCCUGGCUGCCGAUGACGGGGGUGGCCCAGAGCUGGAGGCUGACUAUGGCACGGCCGCAAGGAGGAGGCCUGACUGUGGGCGGGGCCUUCGCACUAGGGCCUAUGAGGACGUGGCAGAUGAUAGCGGUGAGAUGAUGGAAGAGAGGCCCCCAUUCCCAGCCACGACAGCACCCCUGGCCCAGCCAGAGCGGGGCAGCCUGGGCAGCCUGGACCGGGUGGUGCGGCACUCGCCCUCUGUCGACAGUGCCCGUAAGGAGCCACGUUGGCGGGACCCUGAGCUGCCUGAGGUACUGGCCAUGCUGCGGCAUCCCGUGGACCCCGUGAAGGCCAAUGCAGCUGCCUACCUGCAGCACCUGUGCUUUGAGAAUGAGGGUGUCAAGCGGCGUGUGAGGCAGCUGCGGGGACUGCCGCUGCUUGUGGCUCUGCUGGACCACCCGAGGGCAGAGGUGCGGCGCCGGGCCUGUGGGGCACUGCGAAACCUUUCUUACGGCCGAGACACCGACAACAAGGCUGCCAUCCGGGACUGCGGCGGUGUGCCCGCCCUGGUGCGCCUGCUGCGGGCUGCCCGGGACAAUGAGGUCCGAGAGCUUGUCACAGGCACGCUCUGGAACCUGUCAUCCUACGAGCCCCUGAAGAUGGUCAUCAUUGACCAUGGCCUACAGACACUGACUCACGAGGUCAUUGUGCCCCACUCGGGCUGGGAGCGAGAGCCCAAUGAGGACUCCAAGCCACGGGAUGCCGAGUGGACGACUGUCUUCAAGAACACAUCAGGCUGCUUGAGGAACGUGAGCUCGGAUGGCGCAGAGGCCCGGCGGCGACUUCGGGAGUGUGAAGGGCUGGUGGACGCGCUUCUGCAUGCCCUUCAGUCAGCCGUGGGCAGGAAGGACACAGACAACAAGUCGGUGGAGAACUGCGUAUGCAUCAUGCGGAACCUAUCCUACCACGUGCACAAGGAGGUGCCCGGGGCCGACAGGUACCAGGAGGCCGAGCCCGGGCCCCUGGGCAGUACUGCAGGCUCCCAGCACCGGAGGCGGGAUGACGCUGGCUGCUUCGGUGGCAAGAAGGCCAAAGAGGACUGGUUCCAUCAAGGGAAGAAGGACGGUGAGAUGGACCGAAACUUCGACACGCUGGACCUGCCCAAGAGAACUGAGGCAGCCAAAGGCUUUGAGUUGCUGUACCAGCCCGAGGUGGUACGUCUCUACCUCUCCCUCCUCACGGAGAGCCGGAACUUCAACACCCUGGAGGCUGCAGCCGGUGCCCUACAGAACCUCAGUGCUGGCAACUGGAUGUGGGCCACGUACAUUCGCGCCACGGUGCGCAAGGAGCGCGGUCUGCCAGUGCUGGUGGAGCUGCUGCAGUCCGAGACCGACAAGGUGGUACGCGCUGUCGCCAUCGCCUUGCGGAACCUUUCGCUGGACCGACGCAACAAGGACCUCAUUGGGAGCUACGCCAUGGCCGAGCUGGUGCGGAACGUGCGCAACGCACAGGCUCCAGCGCGACCGGGGGCCCACUUGGAGGAGGACACGGUGGUGGCCGUGCUCAACACCAUCCACGAGAUCGUGUCGGACAGCCUGGACAAUGCACGCUCGCUGCUGCAGGCCCGUGGCGUGCCAGCGCUGGUGGCCCUUGGUGCCUCCAGCCAAUCAGUGCGAGAGGCGAAGGCUGCGUCCCACGUGCUGCAGACAGUGUGGAGCUACAAGGAGCUGCGUGGCGCCCUGCAGAGGGAUGGCUGGACCAAGGCGCGCUUCCAGUCGGCCACUGCUAAUGCCAAGGGGCCCAAGGCAGCACUGAGUUCUGGAGGCUUUGACGACAGCACGCUGCCGCUGGUGGACAAGAGCCUCGACGGUGAGAAGCCAGGCAGCCGGGAUGUGAUCCCCAUGGAGGCCCUUGGCCCAGAUGGGUGCUCCCCAGUGGACCAGAGGGAGUGGAGGCCUCGAGGCAGCGCCCCUGCAGGGGACGUCUCUGAGAAGGAACCUUUAAAACCUGACCCCAGCAGGAAGGCUCCUCCGGGGCCCAGCAGGCCCGCGGUCAGGCUGGUGGACGCUGUGGGGGACGCUAAGCCUCAGCCCGUUGACUCCUGGGUCUAGCUUGCAUGCCUGGGCCUGGGCCCAGCCUUUCAUUCUUAGGGAUCUGAUCUUGGGAAGAAGGGAACUCCAGGGCCGGCCUGCACAGACCCAGCGUGGAGCUUGGAGCCCCCUGGCUGCAGGGGUUGGCAGCACCUCUGCGCCAGAUCCAAGGCUGGACUUGAAAGGACCUGCCUACCUUCCCGCCCCUGGCUCCCUCCCCCCUAACUCCCUAGGCAGAGUUAGCUGU
Molecule: messenger RNA, 3382 nt
Organism: Pteronotus mesoamericanus
Lineage: Eukaryota; Metazoa; Chordata; Mammalia; Chiroptera; Mormoopidae
Gene: ARVCF
Product: ARVCF delta catenin family member
Exons: 20
Coding region: 271-3156 (961 amino acids)
Biological process (GO): cell-cell junction assembly; cell-cell adhesion
Cellular component (GO): nucleus; adherens junction; plasma membrane
Molecular function (GO): cadherin binding
Source: RefSeq, a predicted model, not a curated record